UCUAAGCUUCGUUUCCAUCCGGGUCCUUCAGCCUCGUUCCCGGGCAGUAUAAAGUUUGCUGUCUCCUUUGUUCGCCCUCGUUGCGCAGUAGUGGCAGCGGCUUCUGCGUUCGGUUCUCGAGCUCCGCAGCCGCCGCUCGUGCUGAGCUGCUAGGAAUCCCCGUCAGCGAGCUCGUAGGAGCUUGAAACCAUCGUCGCGGCUCCGACUCACCGGUGAAAAAAAUGGUUGAAGCAGAUCGCCCAGGAAAGCUCUUCAUUGGUGGGCUUAAUACAGAAACAAAUGAGAAAGCCCUUGAAGCAGUAUUUGGCAAAUAUGGACGAAUAGUGGAAGUACUCUUAAUGAAAGACAGAGAAACCAACAAAUCAAGAGGAUUUGCUUUUGUCACCUUUGAAAGCCCAGCAGAUGCUAAGGAUGCAGCCCGAGACAUGAAUGGAAAGUCUUUAGAUGGAAAAGCCAUCAAAGUGGAACAAGCCACCAAACCAUCAUUUGAAAGUGGUAGACGUGGGCCACCUCCACCUCCAAGAAGCAGAGGCCCUCCAAGAGGUCUUAGGGGUGGAAGAGGAGGAAGUGGAGGAACCAGGGGACCUCCCUCACGGGGAGGGCACAUGGAUGAUGGUGGCUAUUCCAUGGAUUUUAACAUGAGUUCUUCCAGGGGACCACUCCCAGUAAAAAGAGGACCACCACCACGAAGUGGGGGUCCACCUCCUAAAAGAUCUGCCCCUUCAGGACCAGUUCGCAGCAGCAGUGGAAUGGGAGGAAGAGCUCCUGUAUCACGUGGAAGAGAUAGUUAUGGAGGCCCACCUCGAAGGGAACCCCUGCCCUCUCGUAGAGAUGUUUAUUUGUCCCCAAGAGAUGAUGGAUAUUCUACUAAAGACAGCUAUUCAAGCAGAGAUUACCCAAGUUCUCGUGAUACAAGAGAUUAUGCACCACCACCAAGAGAUUAUACUUACCGUGAUUAUGGUCAUUCCAGUUCACGUGAUGACUAUCCAUCAAGAGGCUAUAGUGAUAGAGAUGGCUAUGGUCGUGAUCGUGACUAUUCAGAUCAUCCAAGUGGAGGUUCCUAUAGAGAUUCAUAUGAGAGUUAUGGUAACUCACGUAGUGCUCCACCUACACGAGGGCCCCCGCCAUCUUAUGGUGGAAGCAGUCGCUAUGAUGAUUACAGCAGCUCACGUGACGGAUAUGGUGGAAGUCGAGACAGUUACUCAAGCAGCCGAAGUGAUCUCUACUCAAGUGGUCGUGAUCGGGUUGGCAGACAAGAAAGAGGGCUUCCCCCUUCUAUGGAAAGGGGGUACCCUCCUCCACGUGAUUCCUACAGCAGUUCAAGCCGCGGAGCACCAAGAGGUGGUGGCCGUGGAGGAAGCCGAUCUGAUAGAGGGGGAGGCAGAAGCAGAUACUAGAAACAAACAAAACUUUGGACCAAAAUCCCUGUUCAAAGAAACAAAACAAAAAGUGGAAACUAUUAUCAUAACUACCCAAGGACUACUAAAAGGAAAAAAAUUGUUACCUUUUUAAAAUUUCCUGUUAAGUUCCCCUCCAUAAUUUUUAUGUUCUUGUGAGAAAAAAGGAAAACAUGUUUAAUUUUAUUUGACUUUAUGACAUUGCUUUCAACAAGCAAAUGUUAAAUGUGUAAGACUUGACUUGUUGUACUAGUGUUGUAAUUUUCCAAGUUAAAAGUGUCCCUAAAGGCCACUUCCUGAUUUUUCCCAGUAAAUGAGGCAAGCAUUUCUAAGAUCUUCCACAAACAUCUAGCCAUCUAAAAUGGAGAGAUGAAUCAAUCUGCCUAUACAAACAAGCUAGCUAUUAGAGGGUGGUUGGGUAUGCUACUUCUAGGAUUUCAGGGUGUCUUCAAACUGAAAUCUCAAUGUUCUCAGUAUGAAAAACCUGAGAUCAAAUGCCUAUGUAAGGAAAGUACUAUUCACCCAGUAAACCCAAAACAAAUGGAUAAUGCUGGCCAUAUUUUGCCUUUCUGACAUUUCCUUGGGAAUCUGCAAGAACCUCCCCUUUCCCCUCCCCCAGUUAGACCAUUUAAGUGUGUGUUAAACAACUACAGAAUACUAAAUAAAAAGUUUGGCCAAAACCAACCAUGAAGCUGCAAAGGGUGCUUGCUCUUACUGUUUCAAAUUUUUGCAACUCUGUAGUGUCUCACUUUUAAAGGAACAGCUUGAUUGCAAAGGAGAAAAUAGAUAAGCAAUGAAGUUAUCUCCAACUUCCUAAAGGCUUAUGACUUCUAAAAAGUGAAUCUAUCAGCAUUCCACAUCAGAUUUAAAGCAUCAAAUGCCUGUGAAACAGCAAAGAUGGUAAGCAAAGCAAACUAGUUUUUCCGUCUAAGUCGAAAUUGAACACUUAAGCCUUCCUCAUAGUACAGUAAAACAUACUGUACCUCAUGGCAAUGGAAAUGCCCGCUAGAUUAAAAAAAAAAAACUUUUGGAAAAGCAAAUGUUCAAUAGCAUAUUAGAAGUCCUCCCAAUUCAACACUUGGAUUUUUUUAAGCAUGUAUGACACUUAAAGGCCUUAAUACAGCUGUUAUCCAAUAGCAACCUGGGGCUCGGGAGGGGGUAUUUUUUUUUAAGUCUAUUUUUGAUGAAGACCUUUAAACAUGCUUCACGUGUUUAACAUUUUUCAUUUUUUUUCAAUUAGUCUUUUGGUCAAUAUAGAAACAUUUUUUUCAAUUAGUCUUUUGGUCAAUAUAGAAACAUUUUUUUCAAUUAGUCUUUUAGUCAAUAUAGAAAUGGCUUAAGUUUGGGGUCUCCCUCUUUUACCCCUGUAAGCCAUUGCAAACUUGACAUUUAGUUGGAUGCCUGACUUGCUUUUAGUUCUAUGAAACUACACUGUAUGGAGAAAAUCUAUUGCAAGUGGUCUUUAAAAAGCAAAACCUGAGGCAGCAUGACCCAGGUCCAGCCAUGAAGUUGAAAAAGAUGCUCUUGAAUAUAGUAAACUUGAAGACCUCCAACUAAAAAUCCUUGUACUGCACUUAUUCCUUCAAAUAAGUUUUGUCCGUUCAACUUAUGGAUUUAACGUGGCAGUGCACCAUUGGAACAGAAUGAGAAUCCAUAAGCCAUGCAACUUAACCAUUUAAGCCAUUCCAGUCCAUCCCAAGCCAGUGAAUCUUCCACCACUUAAGAGAAGUAGUAGAACAUGAAAUAUUAAGCUACAAGUCUGAACUUGCCUUUUCUUUCUGGAAAAGAGGGCAGUUAUAGGCAAGUUGUAAAAAAUUUCUUUAAGAGAGAUAACUAGUUUUCAUCUAUUUAACUUUUACAGGUUGAGAAUUAUGGUCAUUAUGUUCAUGGAGUGCUGAUUUAUUCACAGUAGAUAAAGCUGGCAGCAAGAGAAAUCAAAUGCUAAGAGUUGUUGAAGCAGAAGAAUGCUGAUUUGUCGAUCAGUCACAACAGUUGCAUAAGCAGUGCUGUCAGAAUUGGUUUGGUGCAGGCAAUAGAUUUUGCCUUCAAGGGUUCCUGUGGAUCUGAAGAGGGCAUCAGUUGUUGAUUAACACUCUUAACUAGGGAGUGGUAGUUACUUAAAAUAAGUAAUUGACCAAAUGGAGAAAGGGAAGCAGUUAAGGAAAUUGGUAAGUGAAGAUAGUCAGGAAGUUCUUGUGGUUCGUCACAUAGAUUUUACAGCUUUGGCUUUCAUUUUGUUUAGCUAAAGUCAUAGGGGUAACUCUGCAAUUUAGAAUUUAAGUUUAAUUAGAAAAAUGAUGGACAUAAGUGGUAACUCCUUAUCCUUAUCCGGUAAAGUGUCUGAUUUUCUGCAAGUGAAACAUCUUGUGUUAGUUUAUCUAGAAACAGGGUUUAAUUGUAAAAAAAAACCAAGAGGGAGUGACGUCUGCAAACAAGCACACUUAAAACUGGAAACAAAACUAGGCCACUUGGCUUUGUUGUACUAUAUUGUUUUGUAAGCCUACUUUGCCCUCCUACCUCCUAAUCUUGGAAACAUGAUACAACUUUAUUACUUUGGAAAUGAGAGCCAAUAAUAUUGUUGGCCAGUGUUCUGGAAGGAAACAGAUUUGAGUUGUUGGGUUAGAGGAACUAACUCAAACGAGAUUUUUUUGUGUGUGGUAAUUACGGCACUACUAUCAUGUUUAACAUUUGCAAUUGGGGAAAAUGAUCCAAAAAAUUUAACCCUCAUUUGACAGACUUUUCAAAUCACAGACCAUGAGGGUAUUGACCAAAUUCAUAUAGUUGUUGCACUUCCAUAGUUGUCUUAGCUCAGUCCUUCCAUACUCUAAUUACUUGGAUUAAUGCUUCUGUGAGGACAUUUUGGCUCUUGAGAUUUUGUUUAGCUAGCCUUAAAAUAGUGUAGAAUAUAGAGAUUAAAUAGUAAAUGUGAAUUCCAAAUUCAAAGUAAGGAGUAUGCUUAAAUGACCAGGUACUUGUUGGACAAAUAGUUUACUGACCUAGCAGGCUUAUGGAAAAAGAAUCGCUCUUGAUUCUUCUGGCUUUAUACUGGUUGUAAAGGAAACAGAAUGAUACAGAAAUGUUUUCCUUGUUUAACUGGUAGUUGAACAUAGAACUUAGGUAUUAUAGAUCACUUCUUUUUGGAAUGUUUUGUAUUGAAACUUAAUAAAACUUUAACAUCUU
Messenger RNA from Lemur catta (Ring-tailed lemur), 4577 nucleotides. RefSeq names its product RNA binding motif protein X-linked (gene RBMX). Gene Ontology annotation, molecular function: RNA binding. The record is from RefSeq and is a predicted model, not a curated record. NCBI's taxonomy places the organism in Eukaryota, Metazoa, Chordata, Mammalia, Primates, Lemuridae. Gene Ontology annotation, cellular component: spliceosomal complex. The coding region runs from base 222 to 1397 and encodes 391 amino acids. Gene Ontology annotation, biological process: positive regulation of mRNA splicing, via spliceosome. The transcript is spliced from 10 exons.